UUAAUGUAGCAAGUCAUUUUCAGAUUGUGCAUGUUACAUUGAGAUUUAAAGACAUCUGUUGUUGCACGGUGGGCGCUAGGCUAUGAAAGUGACAACACAUCUUUGUUACAUUAUGAAAGGAGUAUAGAUUUAGAUUGCAGUCGAAUACAAGUGCUUUAUAUUACUUUAUUGACAAUUUGUUAACAAAAUGGCGACAUAUUCUGAUCGGGUUACCUUCUUUUGUUGUGUAUCAUGCAAGGAUAACAAGAAUAUUGAAAAGUAUGCAGUGUAUUACUGUGAAAAAUGUGAUGAGUGUUUUUGCAAGGAGUGCUGUAAGCAACAUGAUUUUUUAUUAAGAAAACAUAUUAAGCACGACCGGGGAAAUAUGAAGAACUGGCCAGUUUCAAAGGAGUUGGAGGCUGUUUUAAUAAUGUGUGAAAUACAUACUCAUAAACAGAUUGAAAUGUUCUGCAAAAACCACAGUCAGCUGUGCUGCUCAAAAUGUGUUUCCUUUAGUCACAGAAAAUGCCAAAAAAUGAAACUUAGAUCAUCCAAGAAACAGCCAGCAGAGGUACAAGAAUUGUUUGAGAAGCUUCUGAUCAAUAUGAGAAAACUGAGGAAUAUGCAGAGUUGCUGUGAAUCUGGAAUCCAGGAUCUGAAGAGUUCAUACAAGGGGCAAGAACUCAUGGUACAGAAAAUGAACAACAAAAUUAAAUCCACUAUGGACACAAUCGUGAGGAGCACUUUAAAGAAAACGCCUAAAGUUGAGCAAAAUAAAAUCCACAAAUUAAUACAUUCCACAUUGUUUGAUAUAGAGAAUAUUACUUUGAAUGAAGCAAAAAAUAAACUAAUAAGUAUUGAAGCUUCACUGAAGACUGGUGUUGAAACAUGCAUUCGUUAUCAUCAUGAAUUAAAAGCAGUCCAUGAACUCCUUCUAUACAGCUGUCAACUAUACACCAAGAAGAAACUCUGCUUUAUAGCGAGCCGGAAAUGCAUGGACAAAAUACAACAAGUAGAAACAUACCUGGAUGAAAACAGUCUAAAACUUGAAUGUUCGGUAUUAAACCAUACCAUACAAGAAACCGGGCAUUAUUUCUUAAAAUUGUCUUGUCUGGGGGGGCUUGUAGAGGGUAUGCCAGCUUACACUGACAUUGAACAAUACUUGUAUAAACUGUCAAGUCUUGUGAGAGUUUUAUGGCAUAACCAUGUGUUCACUGCCCAGGGGAAGUCUGAGCACACUGUGGCAAUACCAAGUGAUAAUGCCACAUGCACUAUCACAGCCAUCUGUGUCCUCCCAGGUGGACAGGUCCUAGUUGCAGACUGGAGUAAUAAUAAAGUCAAGCUUCUGAGCGACCAGUACCAGGUGGUGAGUCACUGGGAUAUGACGGCUGAACCAUGGAGUAUGUGUUUAAUCACACUCAGUGAGGUUGCAGUGGCUGUGGAUAAUGAACGUAACACACAUGAGGUCCAGUUUAUCACAGUCACCCAGAGCCAGCUUGCUUUGAGCAGGAAGUUUCAAUUACAACAUGGAUGUAGUGAUAUUGCCCACCACCAGGGUGAACUGUUUAUCUGCUCUGGAUCUGCACUGUUCAAGUACGCAUUGAGUGGCAAACAAGUCUGCAUACUCUAUGAGGACAGAUCAAAUGAAUGGACAGUACACAGAUGUGCUGUGAGUCCCACAGGGGACAAGCUGUACAUCACCAGCUGGAACCCUGACAAGCUCCUCACCCUGGCCAGGGAUGGAACACCCCUGGCUGCAUACACAGACACAGAACUAGAGCACCCAUAUGGUCUUCAUGUGACUCCUGCAGGCCAGGUGCUGGUCUGUGGAUUGCUGUCCAACACUUUAGUGCAGGUGGACUCGGAGGGGAGGAGUAAGCUGGCCACUCUGGCUACAGAGAUGGAUGAAGUGUGGAUACCAGCGUCAGUCUGCUAAGCAGCACAACAUCUUCCAUCCUUUUGGGACAAGUUGGGGACAACAUCCUGGUGUUCGAAGUGGAACAGGGUGUUCAUGUGCUCGACCAACACAGGAGGCCGUCCCGUCAACUCAGUCGUCAAAGUCAGUAGAGGUUGACAAGAACGAGGCAAAGGCUAAGACAUCCAGCAACAUUCUACCCAAGGUAAGUCUGCUUCCAGUCUGUUAUUGAGUGUUUUUCAAAAUACAUAUGUGCCUUGCUCUGGAAAAUGGGAUGGAAUUGUUUGUGUAAAGUGUUUUCCCAGAUAAGCCUGUGCUAUGGAAGUCUCUUUUAAAAAAAUCUGUCUAUUCGGGAGGUGUUGUCCGUGUUGUGUGCGUGAAAGUUUUUUUAUGGCUGUACAGGCUAAUCAGGGACAACACGUAGUGCAACAUUUAUAAAGCCCUGUUUUUUCAGAAUGAGGUUCAAAAUAAGUCCGCCUGCACUCUGUUACACUGUUUCGGAACGUGAUACAAGGUGAGUUUCGAUCUGGGAAAAGGGGGCUUAAUGCAUUCAAAGUGCCAUCCACAAAUUAGCCUGUGUGGAGUGCACACAGUGUAAUCAGGGAUGAUACUUUCUGCUUUUGAGGAAUGUUUGGUUUAAAGGAAAUUUCUUCUUAACAAAAAUCAAGUCUUGGUGGAAAGUGUCGUCUCAAGUUAGCCUGUGAGGACUGCAUAGGUUAUUGUGGGAUGACACUAUACACAUUCAUUAAGCCAAGUUAUCCCAGAGCAAGGCUCAAGUUAACUUUAAGUCUGUUUAAGAGUGGUAUUUAUUACUUCUGGGGCCGUAUCCACACAGAUCCUUAGGUAUUUACUAAGUUAUUUACUUAAGUUCGAUAAAUCACCUAAGGCAAGAUUUUCCCUUAAAUAUUCAACCUCAAAAUUCCUUAGGAAAAAGAUAAGGUAAGUUUUUGUCUCGUGCUUAUUUUUUCCUCAGUGAAACAUAAAUCGCCUAAGUAGUGACUCAAGUUUGUUGUCAGGGACAUCCCCGGUUUCCCUGACAUAUAAAUAGCAUCACGAUGACGUCAUAUCACAUACCACGAGAUUUCACGGCACACAAAAAAAUGGCGGUUGUCGAUAUCCACAGAACAUCGGUUGAUUUAUAUUUUGCUUUUUAACACACUGUGCGUUUCAAACGGAUUUUUAAUGAAGUGAAUAAAGGGAGUAACUUUUAUAACAUGCAUACAAUGCUCGUGAAUUUAAUUAGCAUGAAUGCAAUGUUUUAUUUGUCAUUCCCUUCUGUCGGCGAAUUGGGUUUUUUGGUGGAUCUUAAAAUAGCACUGACGCGAAACCGGAUGUUUACAGCAGACGGCAACUGUCAAGACUGUCAAAAUGGAAGAGAAAAAGAAGCGAAAACCUAAUUUUUCUCUCCAAGAUGCCAUGUUAUUGGCUCAAGUUAUGGGAGAAACGCAUCCCGUUUUAUAGACUUGGGAGUGCCAUUCCACAAGGUGCACAAGGCGAGAUUUAGCAACCGUACGUGUAAAAUUAUUUAAUUUUUUAAUGUAGUUUUAGACACAAACGACAUAAUAAUUUGUUUUACAAUUUCAGAGAGCUGAAUGGUAAUAAUAUGUGAAUAGAGCCAUUGCAUUAUGUUACAAAAUUGAAAUGAACAAUCAAAUAAAAAAGACAAAACAUAUAAAUGAAUGUUUAAAAAUAAGUAAUUGUUCUAAUGGAUCUAUCUGACAUUUGAUGCUUAAUGUUAAAUAAAAUGUCAUGAAUAGAACCAUCGUUUACAAAUAUUAUUAAUAAAUCCGUGAAUCACAGCAACUUGAGCAUAAUUCAUUGUAUAUAAUAAAUAAAAAAGAUGAAUAUGUAUCAUGUUUGUAUGAUAACAGGAAUCAGUAAAGCAACCAAGAGGGCACUUAGGGUGACAGUUGCGGAUUUCUUUAAUGCCAGUGCCCGGUUCAAACGGGACCCAGCCAUUUUGGAAAAAAAUGGAAAAUCUUCAACGAGAUUGCCGGAAUGCAUACAUGGACUACCAAAGCGAAAUCUCAUUGACAGGACGUGGUCCGAUUGGAAAGACCCUGUCAGUGUUGACAGAGGCAGUAAUAGAUGUCAUUGGGAAGCAGAGCGAAGCAGUUGUCGGUGCGGCAGGUGCUGCAUAUGACUCGACAAUGGUCUCGCUUAUCCAUCCUGAACAGUCCGACCUGUAUGACACUGAAGAACGAACAUCAAACUCGGAUGGUCCAAUCUUCAAUGUAAUGGAUCUUAUGCCAGUAGCACCUUCUCAAAGAGUCCAAUCAUGUUCAACAACAACAACCAGUACAAUGCCAAGGUAUUAUUAUAACCUUAAUAAUCGAUUUAUAUUGUUUUCAAGCCAUAAGCAAUG
Molecule: messenger RNA, 4259 nt
Organism: Dreissena polymorpha
Lineage: Eukaryota; Metazoa; Mollusca; Bivalvia; Myida; Dreissenidae
Exons: 8
Coding region: 188-1915 (575 amino acids)
Molecular function (GO): zinc ion binding
Source: RefSeq, a predicted model, not a curated record